CUCGGCGCCCGCCUGAUCGCUGCGAGGCACUGAGCCGGGCAGCUACGCGGGGGCCUUCCGCGGCGCGGGCGGCCUGCGGGCGUUGCGAGUGCGUCUGAAAGCAGGCCGUGAGCGGGCCUCGGGCCCAUGGCCCUGCCGGCCGUCCACAAGUGCCUCCAGCUCAGUGAUGAAAAUGAACAAUUAGCCAAGAAGUUGAAAAAGCUCCACAUAAAAAAUAAGGAGUUAGAAAAGACUUUGGGGCACGUCCAAGAAAAGGUGCAUCUGCAGCAGUUCAUGCAUGACUAUGUCACAAGCAGAGAUGUUCAAGUUCAAACAGAACCCCCUUUGUGGCAUAAGGGUGGAUACAGCAAGGAUCUUGUUCUAGAGGGUGAUGGUGUCAGACUACUUGAGAUGUAUAAUGAGCUCCAGAAACGUUACAUGAAAGAAAUCAAAACAAACCAGGAGCAAAGAGAAGCGAUUAAAAGUCUCACUAUUAAAAUUAAGGAGCUAGAGCAUAACCUGCAAGAGCAAAGACAAAGAAUUGAGCAACUGGAACGUAAAAAGAUUACUUGGAAAAGUAGUGCUGCUUCUGGGAAAAGAGGCCGAGCUCCAGAGGGAGGAGAAACCUCUUACAGGGACAUUGCUAUCAAGAAGGAACCCUGUUGCAGUGAAUAUUUAGAGCUGUUGUUGAAGGAGAUUAAAAAGCUGAAGAAGGAAAAUGAAAAGCUGUCUACAGAAAGGAGAGCACUGAAGAAGGAAUUGGCUGGAUUAGACAAGGAUUUUUUUGAAGAGAUAGAAGACUUAAAGCAUGCUGUGCAGGAAUCUCUGAAACUGAACUAUCAGUAUGAAAAGUGCCUGAAACAAAUCACUGCAAUGUAUGGGCUGCCUUUUACAGCACAUCUCUAGCUGCUGAGUAAUUCAAUGGCAAGUAGGUUUUCCACAUCUUUUAAUACUUAGUGCAACACUUAAACCUACCCUGGCUUAUGUGGAGCCACAUGUUGGUAGUAUUAUGGAUGCAAAAAUCUGCUCUCAGUAUGACAAGCUGCUCUGAUGUGGUUUUGUACUUUGUGCCUUUUGAGGUUUGCUUCUGUGGUUUUAAAAUAAACUGUGGCCUGUGCAACUUUGA
Messenger RNA from Pogoniulus pusillus (Red-fronted tinkerbird), 1105 nucleotides. RefSeq names its product centrosomal protein of 290 kDa-like. The coding region runs from base 127 to 885 and encodes 252 amino acids. The transcript is spliced from 7 exons. The record is from RefSeq and is a predicted model, not a curated record. Lineage: Eukaryota; Metazoa; Chordata; Aves; Piciformes; Lybiidae.